GCCGUGCCACCACCAUCCAUUAAGCCAGACAUGGCCCUACCGUUACUUGUCGGCGAGGCAGAAUGCGGACCAGUGAACCCACUGCAGGGUCUUUCGAAACGGUUUGAUCAGGACCGAGGCGUACAGCAGGAUCAGUUCGGUAUAGGACGUGCUGGGCCUUCAAGACAAACAUUUCGCACUCAGCAAGCAGCUCCAAUUGUCGAUCAAGAUGCUGCCCGUUUCUUCUCCGCGAGUCCGCCUCUACCGCUCACCACGAGUCGUGCAUUCGAUUUUUCCGCUGUCGGUUCUUCCCUUCCAGCGAUACACGCACAGAAAGAUAAUCACCAACAGCCAAGUGUGUUGUCUGGAUGGGCCGCUGAUUUUAUGCUCCAGCAACCCACCGCGAGUUCAGCGUCACACGAACAAGUUGCAGCAAUCAGCCCGAGCUCUCAAAGAUCGUCGACACCCCAUUUACACUAUUCACUACCAUGGAACAGUGCGGCUGCACACGGCCCAGCUCAAAGACCCGCUUUUCUCCCUCAGUUGUCGAUGAAUAUUUCGAACCCGCAAUCGGCUAUGCACGAUACUCAGCUGUCUUGGGAGAAAGAAUUCGAGUCGCAGGAGCAACUACAUGUACAAGAAGAUCAGUUUCGUCAACUACAGGGAGAACAAGAUGAGUUGGCGCGAACGGCUGGGAUGCUCUUGGAAACUGUCCAGGGUGAACAUAAUCCCAAGUUUCAGAAUAGUCAGUUCAUGGGGUUGAUGAGACAAUUGAGGGAUCGAACCAUUGUUGUCGAUGGGAAUCAGAUGGUAGAGAACGAUGGAAGUUAUGCUCCGACGACCUAUUCUACGCCGUCUGCCAGUUUGAAAGGAAAGGGCAAGGCCGUUGAACAGCUACCAAUGGGUCAAAUUGCCUCCGCUUCUCGCACCAGGGAAAAUCUGAAUGCUAUUGAUCAGCUGGAUAUCAAUGACGCCUAUUUCAAGCAAGAAAAUGCGGAAUAUUCUCAGUUCUGGAGCAACGUCCAAGCAACGAGACCCAACCAAGUUGCCGCCAACCCGACUUGGGAUCGCUUGCAGAAUGACUGGGAUCGCCUUGAGGCCGAAGCAUCAGCAAUCAGGCCGUUGAAUAACUAUCAAUUUCAGGAAAACAAUCCAUAUCUUGUUGGGGACUCGACAAGAACGAGGAACCACAGAAUGCAUUCUGAUGAGCGUCUGUCCGUCUUUGAGAGCGUGCUGGAACUCGAAGCGGCCGUACAGAGAGAUAUCACGAAUGCUAAGGCCUGGUACGAGCUCGGUGUGAAACAGCAAGAGAACGAGAGAGAACAAAAGGCUUUGCAGGCCCUCGGCAGGGCAGUUGAACUGGAUCCGGGACACAUCGAAAGUUGGUUAGCUCUUGCUAUUUCGCAGACAAAUGAUGGGAAUCGUGGCGGGACCUAUAGCGCAGUGUGGGAAUGGGUGCAAAGAAAUCCCAAUCCUAGGUAUGCAUCCUUAUGGAAAGAACUUCCUCGCCAGGUAGAUGAGUGGACACCUGAAAGAUGUCAGGCUUUGGUGGGGUGCCUGAUGGGCAUGGCACGUCUUGACCACGAUGCUGGAGGGAUAGACGCCGACGUGCAAAUUGCUCUCGCUGUGCUAUUCAAUAGCAGUGAGGACUAUACCAAAGCACAGGAUUGCUUUCGUACGGCGCUUGCGGUCAGACCAGAUGACUGGCUUCUGUAUAAUCGUGUCGGAGCAACCAUGGCUAACAGUGGUCACGCUGAAGAUGCACUGCAGUAUUACUACCGGGCCCUUGAAAUGAACCCUACUUAUAUUCGAGCAAGAUUUAAUUUAGGGAUUUCGUGCAUCAGUUUGAGGCGAUACGAGGAGGCAGCACAACACAUAUUGGACGCACUGGCGCUCCAGGAUGCAGACUCGGCCCCGGAUAGCGAAAAGCUGAAUGACAAACGAGGCAUAAUGAGUCGUGCACUAUGGGACAGUCUAAAGACUGCAUGUCUGCAUAUUCAGAGGUUGGAUCUGGCAGUGUUAUGUGACCAGAAAGAUCUCCAAGGUUUUCGAGACAAGUUUACGAACUUGGAUGUGUAGAGGGAUUUGAGUAUUGCUCAGAUAUACAGACUUUACGCGAAAAGAUUGUUUACGAUAAAAAUUGACCGUUUCGGAUCACAGCAAAUUCUGCGUGAUGGUCCGACCCUCCUUGGUUCGGCCGUAGACGAUGUACUAGUAGCAAGCUGUCACUGAAGGCAAAUGGCGACUGUCCUCAUUGGCUGUUGGGGCUUCAUUGAUGCAGAAAUAGUACUUUACCGGCUGUCAUAAUUCGUCGCGUCGUUUGGCUGACUGAAUGAAAGGGCAGACACUGCUCAUGCUGCA
Messenger RNA from Guyanagaster necrorhizus, 2340 nucleotides. Its product is annotated as TPR-like protein. Gene Ontology annotation, biological process: protein import into peroxisome matrix, docking. The transcript is spliced from 11 exons. Lineage: Eukaryota; Fungi; Basidiomycota; Agaricomycetes; Agaricales; Physalacriaceae. Gene Ontology annotation, molecular function: protein binding. Bases 31 to 2058 code for a protein of 675 amino acids. Gene Ontology annotation, cellular component: peroxisomal membrane; cytosol. The record is from RefSeq and is a predicted model, not a curated record.